CUGGAUGACCAGGAUCAGUACCACUUAUAUUGGAACUACGACACCAACUCAGUCACCUUUCGCGUGAAGGCACAGUUAGCCCACAAUAAUGACUGGUUUGCUAUCGGUUUCUCACAUGAUGGGGGUAUAGGUGGCGCCGAUAUGUGCAUCAUGUGGGCUGACGCUGAGUCUAAUCUAAAAUUACAGGAACUACAUGUGGACAGUGAGGGCCUGGCUGUGGUGGACCCCACCAACGACUGCCUUCAUUUGAAUGCCAGUCUAGAGUCAAAUCAAUUGAGUUUUGGGUUUAGACGUGCGUUCAACACGUGCGACCCAUUCGACUAUAUUAUCGAGGAUGGUACCACUAAUAUGGUGUACGCGACGGGCAGUGCGCCUAAAAACCAUACAAUAGAUAUGAAUGAUAGUAAACACGGGUCCCGACCCAUUAGACUUAUGGAUAUUCCGGAUCCCUGGGCAAACGGCUCCAAACCUUUCGUAUACCCGGAAGAGGUAGGCGUUGCAGUGGGCGGUCAAAGUGGUCCCCAAUACCUCUUACUUGAAACCCACUACCACAACCUUGCUUAUAAACCAGACAUACUAGACAGCUCAGGCCUACGUAUAUACGUAAUUAAUAAACUACGCAAAUACGACGCUGGCCUAGUAAAAAUAGGCAUGAACUCAUUUGGUAAAUACGUUGACCUCCCGCCCAAUCGCCCGGUGGUUGACUUGAGUGUCUACGUGACCCCCGAGUGCUCAUCAGUGGCACUGCCCGUCAAUGGUAUUACAAUAUUUGCUCAGGAGUUUCAUACACAUCAAAAACGUACCAGGGUCUGGACCCAACACGUACGUAAUGGUACAGAAUUGGCCGAGUUUAAUCGGGAUAAUCACUGCAACUACCAGUUCCUAGAUAUUUGGCUAUUAAAACAAAGAGUAACUGUUAUGCCUGGAGAUGUGCUAGUUCAUACCUGUAGUUAUGAUACUACAAAAAACCCAGUGGCUCCGGAUAUUAUGUGCAGUACAUUUUUCCACUAUUACCCGGCUACUAAUUUGAAAUGGGUGGUCAAUGAAUUAGGACCUUAUAUUAGAUAUUUGGGACAACAAUUGGAUUAUACUGAACAGCAAUUAAAUGAUAAUAGACCACCAUUUGAGGAAAUAUGCGAUAAAUUGUCCGGUGAAAGUUACCCGGGUAAUUGGAGUGAAAUACCGGUGCCUAAAAUACUAGUCCCAUUACAACGUGAACGUAAAGUGUGUGGCCUCAAUUUGACCAUAAAUAGUGGUUAUACAAAACAGUCAGCUGGGUCUGGGAUUGUUGGCUAUAUAAGGGAAUAUAGGGUACGAAACCCAAUAGAGCCCGUGUUAGUAAUGAUGUUUGGGUCGUGUUUGACUGCCGGCGCCGAAAGCAAGUCUCGCCGCGCGUACGCCUACCGGAAGUUACACCAAAAAAGUGACAUAAAGUCCGCGAAACUCGCAAAGUAUUCGCUGACAGACGAUAAGGAAAUUGCUUGA
Oppiella nova is the source of this 1485-nucleotide messenger RNA. NCBI's taxonomy places the organism in Eukaryota, Metazoa, Arthropoda, Arachnida, Sarcoptiformes, Oppiidae. The record is from the annotation of a GenBank genome assembly.